Messenger RNA from Klebsormidium nitens, 2221 nucleotides. The record is from the annotation of a GenBank genome assembly. Lineage: Eukaryota; Viridiplantae; Streptophyta; Klebsormidiophyceae; Klebsormidiales; Klebsormidiaceae.
AUGGAGCGAAAGCCCGAGCUCGUGGAGGACGCGGACGGGAUUCUGUCCAAACUGGCGCGCGAGCUGCAGCAGGACCCCGACUCCGCGGACGCUCAACGAAUUGACGUGGCACUUGAGCGCGCCAUGUGCUGCCUCCUGCUCGGCCACGUGGACGACGCUAGGGCGCACCUGGGGCUGAACACGACCCCCCCGACAGGUAGCCUCGACAUCGCCGACUAUGUCUACGCUCACUCAGAAUCGUCCCCCGACCUCCUCCCCGGUCUCUGCUCCCUUCUCGAGCGCUGGCUCAAGGAAGCCCUGUUGACUUCGUACCGAGAGGCCUCGCAAAUCAACUCCGCCAUUAUCCCCUACUUCGAAGACCCCCACGUGAAGGGCUAUCUGGAGAAGCUGCAACAGGGUUCGAUUCUGCUCGCGUUUGGGAAAGCGAUCCGAGGGGGGGUGAGGCUUGCCGCGAGAAUAGCGAGCUUACCGAUUCGAACGAUAAAGUGGAUCGGGCGGAGUGUGGAGGGGCUAGCGGCGGGGCUGAAAGACAGGGCCAGCGCGGUAACGGUAGCGGCGAGCGGUAACGAUACGGUCGAGGAGACGUGGCGGGGGGCAAACGUACUAGAUGGGCGGAGCGAAACGAGGGAAGUGGGGAUGAGAUCGGAUAAUCAAAGCUUGGGAGUCGACGUUGCGAAGCAGAGUCGGGGUUCGGUGAGUUCCGAAGCUAUUGACCAGGAAAGGGAAGACUUCAGCAACGGGGGGGUCGGUAUGGCACAAGGGCCGCCGUUUUUGGCCCCCCCGGAGCAGCUGCCGAGGGGCAUCCCAGCGACCGGAAAGCUGAAGGAUUUGGACCUUGAGAGAUUUUUGGCGAGGGGAAGCGAUGGGUUUGCCGAAUUUACGGCGGCCAAAACUGGCGACGAAAUGGAUGGCACUGAAACGUCAGGAGCUUUGGAGUCGGAACCAACGGUCGGAUUUUUGAUCGAGAGGGGGGCAGAAGGGGGUGACGUGGCAGGCGUGGGCGUUGAGGAUAACGGGGCAGUGUCAAGCAAACCCAAGCCGGUUGACCCGGUAUACCAAAACCGCAGCAACGUGGUUAUCUUGGUGGGCGGCGCGCUUUUGGUGGCCGCGAUCGCCUCCGCCGUUCUCAAACCCUCACGGAAACCCGCCGCUAACCAGCUUCUGCAAACCCCCGUUACUGCCAAAACCGUCGCCCCCUUACCUAAACUCGCUCAACAGCAGAUCGUUCCGAAACCUUUGCCAAUGACCCCUCCGGACGUCGAUAUACGGAUGCCCCCGAUGGAUAGCGUAUUGGCGGAGGGCAUCAUAAGGCGGUGGCAGAAGGCCAAAGCGGGAGCGCUCGGGCGCCGCGGAGACAUUUCCGGGUUAAGGGAUGUGUUAGACGGCGCGAUGCUCGCGGAAUGGACCGCAAGGGCGCGGGAUUUCAGCAAAACUGGGAAACGGUGGGAUUACGAUCUGCGGGGAAUCAACGUGGAGAGUGUGCAAGUCAGCAACCGGGGCAGGGAGGCCGUGGUUGGGGUUACGCUCCAGGAGCGAGCAACGGAGUUCGACGCAUCCCAGCAGGCGAUCGACAGCUACGAAGAGGAGUACCGGGCCAAGUACGAGCUGAGGUUCAUUCGAGGGGCGGGGUGGAGGAUCAUCUCUGGCACGGUUCUCACCUGACAGCACAGUGUUCUUUUUGCAGAAUCAGCCAUUGAGUGCUUGCAUCAAGUCACGGGUAGUGUAUGCGAGUAGGUGCUUUCCACGGAAACCGGAUGACUAACCAGGGUUAAGGGAGGUGUUUGGGGGCCGAGACCCGUUGAGCUGAGCAGGAUGGACACAGUUAAAGAUUUUUUCCUCCAUAGACACUUAGUCAUUCCUAGCAUCUCAUGGUUGAUUUGGCUGUGCGAGUUGGCGUUCGGCAUAUCCACGUUCACGAGCUAGAGUGGCACUACGAUAGACGGUUCAGUUGGAUUUCCCAGUACAGAAUGUAGAGUAUGACUGCUAGACGUGCCAGACUUCAGUAAGAAAGUCCGAUCAGGGCGCCCUGUUCCUUGUGAAAGAUGAAAGAAGCAGAGCAGAAGAGGGCAGGCUCAGAGAGAGAACAUUGCUGAAUCGUAGCAACCGUCCCAGACGAAGUAGCGUGUCCGUACUGCCCAAGCACUUAUUUGAGCUUUCUACCCGCGGGUAGCUUUUGCAGAGCCUGUACAUUGACAGCCUAAUGAAAGGGGCGCGUUACACC